This is a messenger RNA of Brachypodium distachyon (stiff brome), 1799 nucleotides long. Its product is annotated as UPF0481 protein At3g47200. Lineage: Eukaryota; Viridiplantae; Streptophyta; Magnoliopsida; Poales; Poaceae. The transcript has 3 exons. The coding region runs from base 209 to 1663 and encodes 484 amino acids. The record is from RefSeq and is a predicted model, not a curated record.
ACCUAGACCGGCAUAGAGUUAAGGUAUCACAUGAAAUAAUCAUGUGAUCGAUGUAGCGAGCGCAAGAAAGGUAUGCGGAUGGGAAGCUGUUAGGUUCUCCUAUAAAUACUCGUGCAUGUUGUGCUGGCAAUAUAUAUGCAUCUACCAGAAUUUAGUACCACGAAGCGCGUAGCUAUAGUAGCUAUAGGUGUAUAUCGUGGGUUACAGGAUGUGGGUGGUGGAGAUGGAGAAGGAGCUCUCGGACGCUGAGACGUUGGCGAAGGCGUCGAAAUGGGCGAAGCACUGCAUCUUCCUGGUGCCGCCGCGCUUCAAGCCGAUGGUGAAUGGCCGCCGCGAAAGCACUUUGUACAAGCCGCAGACGGUGGCUCUGGGCCCAUUCCACCACGACGAUGAGGACCUGAAGCCCAUGGAGGAGCACAAGCUGAGGGCCGUCCGCUACCUUCUGGAACGCGCAGAAAAGACGCUGGGCGCGCUUUUUGCGGCCGUGGAGUCGCUGGGUGAGGAGCUGGAGACCGCGUACAUGGACCUUGGCUGCGAGUGGUGUGGCGAGAACAACAGGGGGAAGUUCCUGAAGAUGAUGAUCACGGACGGCUGCUUCCUGCGGGAGGUGAUGAGGGCGGCCAGUGCCACCUCAAAGAAUUCUCCUCUUCUUGCGAAGUACGAGCACGAUGAUCCCGUCUUCAGCUGGCAUGGCAUCGAGCACAUCAAGGCAUUCAUCCAGCGCGACAUGCUCAUGGUCGAGAACCAGCUGCCUCUAAGGUUGAUCCAGAAGAUCGUCGCCGUGGAAGGCAUUACAUCUCCGGAGCCGACUUCGAUCAAUUCCAUGGUGCUCGACUUCCUGUUGGGGAAAGAAGCCCCGCCCUUCACCGGCAGCCUGGGAUACCACCCGCUUGACAUCUACAGAAAGAGCCGGCUCAAGGCUUUCUUGCAAAUGCCUCUUGUUGCUGCUUCAGGCUUGUGUGUAGCUGCGGCUCCUCGCACGGAGAGAAGCCCAAUGGCGGAGGAAGAGACAAACACAAUCCGUCCUCGGAGCGCCCAUCUGAGGUCCCUGUUCAUUAAACCUCACCAGAAGAGGACCGCUGUUCCCCGCUCCGCGUGGAAGCUAUCGGAAGCCGGCAUCCGGUUCGUGCGCAGCAAGACGAGAUGCCUUGAUGACAUCCAUUUCCACAAUGGCACGCUGGAGAUGCCCAGGGUGGUGCUGGACGAUGAAGCCCCCUACAGGUUCCACAACAUGAUGGUGUUCGAGGCGAUGCACGCCGGCACCGAGAACCAUGUGACGGCGUACGCGCUGUUCGUCAAGGACCUCAUCGACUCUGCUGACGACGUGCGCCUGCUGGUAAGGAAGAAGAUCCUCAAGCACGACCUCGCUGACAAUGACGACGGCGUGGUCAGGAUCUUCAACGGCCUCACCAGGGACGUGACCAAGCACGGGAAAAGCUUGUUGUGCGGCGUACGGGACGACGUGGAAACUCAUUACGGCAGCAACCGCGUGCGCGUCUUCGGGUACAAGUCCAUUGCUUACUUCAAAAAGGACUACUUACGCAGCCCAUGGACGCUCCUUGCACUCAUCACCGCCGUCGUGCUCCUUGUGGCAACCAUCGUGCAGGCCGUGUAUGCAGUCCUAGGGUAUGAUCCUAACAAGGAUAAGGUCAAGAGGCAGUGAUCGAGAAGGGUGUUUGUGUUUCUGUUGGAUGUACUAGCUAAAUCGUUGUCUCGUCAAAUUGUAUCUUUCUUUGUUGCACGAUCUCGCUCGAUCAUGUGUUGGCGGAACAUAGUGAGUAUGAUUUUUCUUCCUCUUC